Molecule: messenger RNA, 1892 nt
Organism: Panicum hallii
Lineage: Eukaryota; Viridiplantae; Streptophyta; Magnoliopsida; Poales; Poaceae
Product: BAG family molecular chaperone regulator 1-like
Exons: 3
Coding region: 376-1350 (324 amino acids)
Biological process (GO): protein stabilization
Cellular component (GO): cytoplasm
Molecular function (GO): adenyl-nucleotide exchange factor activity; protein-folding chaperone binding
Source: RefSeq, a predicted model, not a curated record
CGGCCUGGCCCUUAGUUGUAUCAUCGUGUCCUUUUCCUCCUACCACACACCAUUUUUCCUUCUCCUCCCUCUUUCCUCUCCUCCUCCGUCUCCUUUGCUCUCCAUCCUCUUCCUCUUUCUUCCUCCACUUGAAGCUUAUUACAGGCAUUUGCUUCUAGUCUAGUAGUCCCCAAGCAAGAACUAAUUUUUCCGGUUCUGGUGCAGCAGCGGAUUAAGCUCGCAGCCAUUACCAGCUAAUUAACCAGAUUUCCUCUAGCUAACCCUCUCCUUUUUGAGCUUGGUGAUCGGCUCGAGUCGAGUGUACAUACACACAUACGCACUCUUACCUGCUAGGACGGUUGAUCGAUCGAUAGGAAUAGGAGGAGGAGGUCGAAGAUGAUGCGCGGGGCCAGGGAGCAGAGGGUGGCCUUCUCGCCAAUGAAGGAGGCCGCGGCGGUGCCCAAGGAGGAGGUGUGGGAGGUCCGGCCGGGGGGCAUGCUGGUGCAGAAGCGGAGCCCCGACGCGGACCCGCCCCCCGGCGGCGCGCCCGUGCCCACCAUCCGCGUCAAGGUCAAGUUCAACGGCGUCUACCACGAGAUCUACAUCAACGCCCAGGCGUCCUUCGGCGAGCUGAAGAAGCUGCUGUCGGAGAAGACGGGCCUGCACCCGGAUGACCAGAAGGUUGUGUACAAGGACAAGGAGCGCGACUCCAAGGCGUUCCUCGACAUGGCCGGCGUCAAGGACCGCUCCAAGAUGCUCAUGCUCGAGGACCCCGCCGCGAAGGCCAAGCGCCUCCUCGAGGAGCGGCGGACCACCAAGGCAGAGCGCGCCGCCAAGGCCAUCGCGCGCGUCGCGCUCGACGUCGACAAGCUCGCCACCAAGGUGUCGGCGCUGGAGACGAUCGUGAGCAAGGGCGGCAAGGUGGUGGACGCCGACGUGGUGGCGCUGACGGAGGCCCUGAUGAACGAGCUGGUGAAGCUGGACUCCAUCGCUGCUGACGGCGAGGUGAAGGCGCAGCGGCGGGCGCAGGAGAAGCGGGUGCAGAAGCACGUGGAGACGCUGGACGCCAUCCGCGCCAAGAACAAGGCGGCGGCGCCGGCGCCCAAUAAUAAGGCGAGCGGCAAGACGCGGCCGCCGCACCUCCCGCCGCGCCCGCCCCCGGCGGCGCAGCAGCAGCAGCAGCAGCGCCGGCAGUUCCAGCCGCCGGCGCCCACCACGGCGACGGCCCCUGCGCCGCAGACGCAGACGGCGAGCUGGGAGACGUUCGACCUCCUGUCGUCGGUGCCGUCGACGUCGGCGGCCCCCGUGACGAGCAUGGCCCCGGCGACUACCACCACGCCGUCCCCGCGGUUCGAGUGGGAGCUCUUCUAGAAUGGAGGCGCCCGCCCACCUGCUGCUGCUGGUCCCCUCGCGCGUACGUCCCGCCACAUGUGUGCCUGCCCAUUGGCUCGGCCGGUACCUUUCUUCUUGUCCAUUCACCUCGGCCAUGGUGCAAGUCAAUCGCCAUUGUUCCUUUCUUUCUCCUCUUUAUUUGUUCUUUCUUUCUCUCUGCUCUUUGUUGAGUGUAUAUUGAGAUCUCCACAAAAAGAAAAGAAAAAGGCAAGAACUGCGAUGAGCUAGUGAGGUGAAGAAACUGGAAGCGAGCAUGCAAGCACAUCCAUGAUGUUAGUUGGUGUCUGUCUGUCUGUCUGCAGAAUAAGUGGUGGCCUGGCCUUGCGAUCGAUCGACGAAGGAUUUUUCCCAUGACCAUAUGUGUAUAAUAGUAGCAGUACAAUGUACAGUGUACAUGAAUCAAAACAAUCUCCCAACACACACACAUUUGUUUGUGCCGUGUGUACUGUAGUAUGAUGGAUGGAUGCUUCAUCGUUCACCCCACAUUGUGCAACCCAACUAACAAUGCUCGCUGCUGGUUU